Eptesicus fuscus (big brown bat) is the source of this 1910-nucleotide messenger RNA. RefSeq names its product phosphodiesterase 7B (gene PDE7B). The record is from RefSeq and is a predicted model, not a curated record. Gene Ontology annotation, molecular function: 3',5'-cyclic-AMP phosphodiesterase activity. NCBI's taxonomy places the organism in Eukaryota, Metazoa, Chordata, Mammalia, Chiroptera, Vespertilionidae. The coding region runs from base 16 to 1533 and encodes 505 amino acids. The transcript is spliced from 12 exons.
GGGGAACAGGGCAGAAUGCCUGUGCUAGAGCGCUAUUUCCACUCGGCAGAGCUAGGCAGACGGUGGACGGCCCCAGAAGGUGUGCUGCCCUCCUCCCUGGGCAGCCGGCCGGGGUGCCAGCAGGGGCCGCUGCCCUGGGACUUGCCAGAGAUGAUCAGGAUGGUCAAGCUGGUUUGGAAAUCCAAAAGUGAGCUGCAGGCGACCAGACAGAGAGGCAUUCUGGAGAAUGAAGAUGCUCUGCACAGCUUUCCAGGAGAUGUACGACUAAGGGGUCAGACGGGGGUUCCUGCUGAACGCCGCGGCUCCUACCCAUUCAUUGACUUCCGCCUACUUAACAAUACAACACACUCAGGGGAAAUUGGCACCAAGAAAAAGGUGAAAAGACUGUUAAGCUUUCAAAGAUACUUCCAUGCAUCGAGGCUGCUUCGUGGAAUUAUCCCACAGGCCCCUCUCCACCUGCUGGAUGAAGACUACCUUGGACAAGCAAGGCAUAUGCUCUCCAAAGUGGGAAUGUGGGAUUUUGACAUUUUCUUGUUUGAUCGCUUGACAAAUGGAAACAGCCUGGUAACACUGCUGUGCCACCUCUUCAACACCCAUGGACUCAUUCAUCAUUUCAAGUUAGAUAUGGUGACCUUACACAGGUUUUUAGUCAUGGUUCAAGAAGAUUACCACAGCCAAAACCCGUAUCACAAUGCUGUCCAUGCAGCCGAUGUCACCCAGGCCAUGCACUGCUACCUGAAGGAGCCAAAGCUCGCCAGCUUCCUCACACCUCUGGACAUCAUGCUUGGACUGUUGGCUGCAGCAGCCCACGAUGUUGACCACCCAGGGGUGAACCAGCCAUUUUUGAUCAAAACUAACCACCACCUCGCCAACCUAUAUCAGAAUAUGUCUGUGCUGGAGAAUCACCACUGGCGAUCUACAAUUGGCAUGCUCCGAGAAUCCAGGCUUCUUGCUCACUUGCCAAAGGAAAUGACACAGGAUAUUGAACAGCAACUGGGCUCCUUGAUCUUGGCAACAGACAUCAACAGGCAGAAUGAAUUUUUGACCAGAUUGAAAGCUCACCUCCAAAAUAAAGACUUAAGACUGGAGGAUGUACACGACAGGCACUUUCUGCUUCAGAUUGCCUUGAAGUGUGCUGACAUUUGCAACCCCUGCAGAAUCUGGGAGAUGAGCAAGCAGUGGAGUGAAAGGGUCUGUGAAGAGUUCUACAGGCAAGGUGACCUUGAACAGAAAUUUGAACUGGAAAUCAGUCCUCUCUGUAACCAACAGAAAGAUUCAAUCCCUAGUAUACAAAUUGGUUUCAUGACCUACAUCGUGGAGCCACUCUUCCAGGAAUGGGCCCGUUUCACCGGAAACAGUGCCCUGUCUGAGAACAUGCUAAGCCAUCUUGCACACAACAAAGCCCAGUGGAAGAGCCUGCUGCCCAAGCAACACAGAAGCAGUGGUGGUGGCUGUGCUGGUGGCAGCCCAGACCACACAGACCACGGGACUGAGAAUGAGGAGCAGACUGUGACUGAAGGCAUCGCCCCCUAGUGCCAGCCCGGCCUGCCCCCUGCUCUGCACACAGAGAAUGAGAACCGCCUUGAGCAGAGACCUCCUGAGAGGGGAGUUCUAGGGGUUCUUGACCAUCAACCCAGCCGCUCUCUGGGUUUCAUCCUGGGGCUCUUUGGAAUGCCACCUGCUCCCACUCACCUGCCUCCCCUCCUUCUUCCCAGUGUACAGAAGCCAUUCAUCACCUCAGCAUUAGCUGCCGAAAUGAGCAACUCCAUUCAGUAACAUGGGAGCCAAGUCCAGGGGCAGGCCUGCCCCUCACGGAGAAGACUGGGAGAAAGAAAGAGGUGCUACUGCCAUGUCCCCACGGCCCUGGGUCACAUUGUGACAGGCAGCAGUUCCUAAGUCCAGAGCAUUUU